AUGCACCUACCAUGCUACAUCUUGAAACUUCCCCCGGAGCUUCGCCUUCUGAUCUACGAGGAGGUUAUGGAUACUACCAGUGCCGGCCCGAAGACCUACGCACGCCGAGAGCUCCUCAACACCUGCAGAACAUUUCGCGUCGAGGCCAAGGACAUCUACAGUGCCAAGAUCGAGUCCAUCAUCGCUCGCUACGACCAGAAGCGCGUGCAGCUUGAACAAGAGAUGAAAGAUGCCUAUCAGGAAGUCAAGUACGGUGAGAAGGAUUGGAAAGACUUCCAUCGUGCAGACAGAGCAUGCGCGCAGGCUGGGUUCCGGCAGUCGCAGGCACGCAAGAUGCUGAGAAAGGAGCUCGCCUGGGUCGCUGACCUGGGCCAGACUGACUAG
Messenger RNA from Fulvia fulva, 384 nucleotides. RefSeq lists its product as uncharacterized. Bases 1 to 384 code for a protein of 127 amino acids. The record is from RefSeq and is a predicted model, not a curated record. Lineage: Eukaryota; Fungi; Ascomycota; Dothideomycetes; Mycosphaerellales; Mycosphaerellaceae. The transcript has a single exon.